Messenger RNA from Bicyclus anynana (squinting bush brown), 4150 nucleotides. RefSeq names its product ras-related protein Rab-4B-like (gene Rab4). Gene Ontology annotation, biological process: regulation of endocytosis; Rab protein signal transduction. NCBI's taxonomy places the organism in Eukaryota, Metazoa, Arthropoda, Insecta, Lepidoptera, Nymphalidae. The record is from RefSeq and is a predicted model, not a curated record. The transcript has 4 exons. The coding region runs from base 153 to 797 and encodes 214 amino acids. Gene Ontology annotation, cellular component: endosome. Gene Ontology annotation, molecular function: GTP binding; GTPase activity.
CAUUAAGAAAUAAAAAUUGAAUUGAAGGAAAAAAUCUGUAAUUCAGGAAAUAGAUAAGUUUUAUUAUUAUAAAAUAACAAUAAAAUCAGAGUAAUUAAAUUGUUUCUACAGGCAAUUCUUACACAAUUGAAACAUUGUAGAAAUUGGUCAUAAUGUCCGAAUCAUACGAAUAUCUAUUUAAAUUCUUAGUAAUUGGAAGUGCUGGUGCAGGCAAAUCAAGUCUACUAAACAAUUUUAUAGGAAACAAAUUCAAAGAAGAUAGAUGUCACACUAUUGGUGUUGAAUUUGGUUCCAAAAUUGUAAAUAUUGGUGGGAAAUCUACAAAGUUACAGAUAUGGGAUACAGCAGGGCAGGAGAGGUUCCGCUCUGUGACGCGAUCUUAUUACCGCGGUGCUGCUGGAGCCCUGCUCGUAUAUGACGUCACAUCGCGCGACUCUUUCAAUGCCCUCGUCAACUGGUUGAGAGAUGCUCGCACUCUAGCCAGUCCUAACAUUGUCAUAUUACUCGUGGGCAACAAAAAAGAUUUGGAGGAAUCCCGGGAAGUAACAUUUACAGAGGCUAGUCAAUUUGCCCAAGAUAAUGAAUUAAUGUUCCUCGAAACCAGUGCUAAAACCGGGGAGAAUGUAGAGGAAGCUUUCUUGAAAUGUUCUAAAACAAUUCUCGCUAAAAUCGAAACUGGAGAACUGGAUCCAGAAAGAAUAGGUUCAGGUAUUCAGUAUGGCACAGCGACAUCGAAGAGACUGACCGCACCAAAGAAACCUCCAAGAACUCCAUCCGACUGCGCCUGCCACGUCUAAAGUUAGUAUAUUGUAUGAUAUAACUUAACUCUUAAGGUUAUUGAAUAUUUGAUUAAGCUAUUAUUGUUAUUAAUUUGACUUUAUCACUCUCUUUUAAAAUGUUUGACAUGACAUGAAAAUUUUGAUUAUAAGUUAUUUACUAAAAGACUUUGUUAUUGUGUUGUAAAUGCAAUAACAAUCUUAAUAAAAUUCUGUGAAGCGAAUCUCAGUAUUUGAAUUUCACUUGGUUCAACUGAUUUUUAAUGUAAUGGUUGUAUCUCUGUGAAUCUUCAUAUUGUUAAUUGUAUAAUAAUAAGUAAUUAAUGGUAUAUUAUGAUCUGUGAAUAUAAUAUAAGACUAGUGGAACUCUCUGUACUACUUAAUGAUGCUAUUCACCAAAAAGUAUAACUAUUUUUCUGAUAUUUAUGAAAAUGCAGUUUGAACUAUUAACUACUUGCAUAUUGGUUACUUUCGAAAGAGUAUGAAAUAAUCUUGAAACAGUCCAAAAUUGGAAAUUAUUCUAUGGUUGUAUAUUCUAUAACAGUCAUCCUUUAAGUCUGAAAUAUUGUUGAAUAUUUUAUAUAAUUUGGUGUCAAAUGUAGAAUCAAUUAGAAAAUUAACAUCCCAAACACAGUAUUAAGUGCCCUCUAAAUUAUGUUGAAUUUAUUUUUUUCCAAGAGCUUCUAUAGCAAGAUAGAUGUUUUAUGAAAACAGCUGAAUAAAUACUAAGUAAAAUAAAAUUAAAGUAUCAUUGUUCUUGGUAAAUCUUGGUUCUUGUCUUUUUAUGAAGCAUUGUUUGAAUUAUUUUUAUUGUAAUAGUUGGCUUUUAAGUGAAAACUGUAGUUAGAAUUCAGUUCAUAUUCAGUUUGUUAAAAAACUCACAGCUUUUUAGAUGUUUGAUGUAAAAAUGUUAUAUAGUAGGGGAGCCGAAGAAGGGAUUUUUGCAGUUACUCAAUUGCAGCAGAUGCACAUAAGGGGUUCUUAAUAUUGGUGGGUUAAACAUGCCCACCAAUAUUAAGAUCCUAAGCAAUCAAAAAAAAAUCUUAUCUACCAAAUCUAAUCGAUUCCAAUGACGCUUUAGUAACUGCAAAUUUAGCAUCUCGGGCUCCGCUAAUAUUAUGAUGUUUGCAAAGAUAGACAACACACUUCAAUUGUUCUUGAAUCAAUGUAUUUUUAAUUAAUUAAUGUGCUUGUACUGUCAAUAUAUUUGUGACAAUAAAGAAAAAAUAAAUGAAUAUCUCAUUUAAUUUCUUUACAAACAAAACUUAGCUGAGCUGAUGAGCUAUUUGUUAAAUCUAUAUUUAGAGAAUAAAAGCUGAAAAAAAACUAUUUCAUGGAAUUCAUGGUUCUAAGAAAUAUUUGUCUCCUAAAAAUAUGUUAAGUAAGCUUGAAGGUCUAAAGACAUUGAUGAAAUGACUUGAAGCCUGCUGAUGUAGAUGACAUGAAGUAUAAUAGUGUAUCGUACUGAAAUUUUCUUUUUGGCUCCUGUUGAAUAUUAACUGAUUUAUCAUGUUGCAAUAUAAUAUCCAUGCAAAAAAAUAGUCUUUGGCUUUUGACAUUACCAAAUUAGAAAAUAUUUUUACGUCAAAAUGUUUCAAAUUUUAUUAAUGUUAUUUGGAUACUCAAUAAAAAUAUAAAGGUGGGUAUUUAGUAAAUAAUAAAAAAUACUCAUUCUUUAAAAAUUUAUUCUUGCAAUUAUUAACAUUAUUUUAGCUCUAGAUUUGGAGCUAACUAAAAUAUAAUUAAAUAUAUCGUGAAUACAAUAUCAGUUUAUAAAUUACUUAAUUAAUUAAAUAUUUAUAAAAUAUUUCUCCAUUUCUUUUAAGACUGAUCAAAAGAUUUAUUAUUGUAAAAAUAAUACAAAAUUUAAUAUUUAUAGGGUCACGUGAUUUUACAGUUUUGUCGAAAAUAUUUCAAAUUACAUACAUUACGUGAACAUAUUAUCAACCUUUUAUCCCUAAUUGGUGGCGAUAUGUACAUUUCUGCUUGUCAAACAUAUCCAAGGUAAUAAUGAAUUAAAGACCCAUUUAAUGUCAUCAUUGAUUCUCAUGUGGAAUGUAUGAAACUUCGAUUUUAAGCAGAAAGUUAAGGACAUUUUUUCCAUUGCCAUCAUUCUUACACAUUGUAGAUAAUAGACAAAUUGGUGACAAAUUAAAAAAUAAAUCAUAAUUUUUAGCAAAGCCAUGGAAAACACAAAAAAUAAAUACUUACAUAAUUCAAUAAUAAGUUUUGUACAAUUUCAGAAAAGUAGAUAGGUAGUUUUGUGUACUAGGACCUAUUUGCUUUAUAGCAACCAACAUGUUUUUGGAUUAAACUUAUAGCUAAAAUCUAACCAAGUAAAUAAUCCAAAAACUAAGUAAACAUUUAGGUAUUUAUUAGUACCUAUUAACUAAUAACCUGAAAAAAAUUACUCUUAUGUGAAAGUAGCGUGAGAAACCAAAUUACUCGUAAUUUAGAUAUAUAAGUACGAAUAUAAUACAUAAUAUAUUGUCUCGUACGUAAUUAACGCUAAAAUUUAUUUAUAUUUCGUAUCUUGGCCCUGAUUUAUUUUAAGAUUUUCUUUUAGCUUUGAACUUAAAAGAAUAAAUAUGUUAGCUAUCAAAGUGCAUUUUUUAUAUUCAAAUCUUCAAUGAUACUUUCGAUGUAACAAACUUAUUAAUUUCUUGGCUAAUACCAUAGUAUAAUAUGCGUCAAUCUUUGAGUCUGACAGGAAUAUAGGUAGUAUAUCUCCUCAGUUUAAUCCAGGGUUGCCACCUUUAGGGAAAAAAAUCGGCACAAUUGGGCAUCCAUCAGAGACGUUCAGCGUUUGGUCUAAUCAAAAUAUGACACAUGUGAGACAGUGUAAGGAAAAAGAAUUUAUUUUAUAUAAUUAAUUUUUCCAUACAUAUUUCUUGUUGUUUUACGAGCCGCUCCUUUCGCAUAUUGUAAAAAAUCGGGACAAAAUCGAUAGGCCGUCGGGACGCGGGCCCUCGUCUUUAAAAUCGGGACUGUCCUGGCAAAAUCGGGACGGUGGCAACUCUGGUACAAUGUGUUGAAAUUGAGAGCCAACUAGAAGUUUAGUGCAUUGCAUAUACUACAAUAAUAUAGUAAACACAGGGCCUUCAUACUCUAUUGUAAUUGUAUCAUGUCAAACUUGACCUUACAAAAUAUUUCGUGCGUAGUUUCGAUAUCGCAAAAUGUAUGUCUGUGAGUUGAUCGUAAACUAUCUACCUAUCUAGAAAGAUAAGAUAACGGAAACGAUUACACAUAAUUAUGAAUCAGCCACAUAAAUCAAAACGAUAUCGUGCGAGUUGAAGGUGUAUUCAAACUAAACCGUCUAUAGCUCUGUUUGAAUUCAUUUAUGCUAUCUAAGUAGAUAUGCAAUUCACACAAAA